CAGCAAAUCAAUGUGUUGUGCUUUGUGUAAUUCAUUAUUGAUGGAUCUAUUUUCUUUCAGUAAUGUGAAAGGAGACGGGUAAGCCGGCUUCGUCUGGCCAGUAGUAAUCAACGGCAUGGAGAGCCGCUAUUUUGCUGUGUCCGGUGGGAAAGAAGUGUUUCCUUCACGCGAAGGUGCGCUGGCCUUAUGGAAACAAUUGAGCAAAACGGACAAAACUGCUCGAUUCAAGGGUUUCUCAACAUUGGAAGAGGCAACGGAAUUCGCCACAGCUGAUGUGGAUGUUGUUGAUGGUGCAAGUGGGGAAACGAGCGCAACAACAUCCAAUUCAGAUCCAGGAGCAUGCACCUAUCCCAAGCUAAAAGCACCAGCGUUGAACGCUUUCCGAAUUGCAAUGGAACGUGAUGACGAGGAAAAGGUGAAAGCUCUUGUUGAGGAGAACUCCCGCUAUCUGAUUGACUGCUCCGGCGACUUUCCAGUGCACCUGCACAAGGGAUGUCAGUACAAUGCACUGCAUGUGUGCGCGCGCAAGGAUAGACCGGCCCUUGCUCGCUUUGUCCUGGACACCGUGGCAUCGGAUGCCUUCUGGCUACGGACCUACCCGCUUGACUCGGAUGCCGUAAUGAAUCAACGGCGUGAUCACCUGAUAGACCUGUACCUUCAUGCACGCGACAAAGGAAAAGGGUUCACCGCGAUGCACUUUGCGUCUGAUCUCGGUCAUCAUCGUGUGUUGGACGUGUUGCUUGCUAAUCCCAAGACGGACACUCAAGUGCUGACACGUGACGGAAAGUCCAUUGCCGACGUGGCAUGCGAGCAUGGACCCUCGGGGCCGGGCGAGAGUGACCGUGCACGCUCCAUGAUCAUGGACAUGCUUGACGGGCAGUACUUUGUUCCCAUCCUGCGACCGGAGUCUUCUCCGGCCAUCCUCGGCCAGCCGUUUUCGCCCAGCAAGGGUGACAGUCCGCUGAGCUCGGUGGAUACAACGCCGGUGCACCACCCGCCGUCACCGAUCUGUGUCCACGGCCUGGCUGGGCCAAUGUCACCAUCUCGGGCACGUGACUUCUAUUCAUUGCUGAAACGACCGCGGUCACGUACAGACCGUCAGAUGCACAGUACUAUUCUGCGCAGCGACUGGGAACGCGGUAUGGAGAGACUGGGCCGGGAACAGGCUCACCGGCAUGGCGUCUGCUGGCAAGAACACUGGGCAUUCCUGAACAGUGACUGCGACCUGUCCUCUGACGCGGGCCUGCAAACCCUGGAGGAUUUCUUCGUCCACCAGGACACAUCGGCCCAGCCUACGCCGCCGCCAUCGGCGACCUCCGGCGAAGACAUGGUUGACUUUCACACACCGACACGAGAUGACAAGCCCGUUCCCGGGCACGCUUGUAGUGUUCUGACUCCGGAUAGCAAGCCGCUAUCAUCCGUGGACGACCUGGCAGCCUGUAUUGACAAGGUGUCUCUGAGCGAUCCCGCUGCUGAUUCUCCUUCCAACACUGAUAGUACUUCGGGCACUUCUGUUGCUCUGAACACCCCACCCGAUGUCAGUAGUACGUCGGUUACUACUGAUGCUACUACUGCUGCUUCUGCUUCUGUGAAUACUCCCACCAGUGAUGAUGGUGACCGCCGUUCCGUCCUGCUGGAUUCUCCAUCUUCUGAGGUUCCCGCUGGCUUGGAUGAUGAGCAGCCAGUUCCUGGUGUCGCUGAGUGCUCCGCGCCAUUGUACAUUUGCGGGAUGGAGCCCAGCAAGCUGGAUGAAGACGUUCUCCUGGCCAUUGGCGAUGCUGUCGUCGAUCCAGCUCGCUUCCCGCACGUAGCCCAAUGGCAUCGGAGAACGCAGCUGCACCCUACUGACGAACGCUCCAAGUGGAGGACGCCGAAGAAGUUCAAACUACUGACAGCCAGUAGUUAUCAACCCCUGGAUGCCAGUCCACUUGCAUCUCCCCUGGCUCCUGCCAACAUGUCACCUAUGUCAGCCAACAUGCUGGGCUCUCGUAUGCUACUGGGUGCCGGUACUGGCUCUCCACGUCUGCGUCAGAUGCUGAGCCCUGGUGGUGACAAGGCGCGCACGAUCUCGCUGCAAGAACGCUUGGCGAUCAACCGCACCGCUGCAUCACCGCGUCGCUUGGACUGCGAGUUUGCCAGUAUGUAGCCUGGGACCCUACAGCUGCUGUGUUAUCCGUGUGCCGGUGGUGUAUGUGCUAUGUAGCCUAGAGCCCUGGAACUGUACUAGGUCUAUGUGCUGCAGUUGGUGAGUAGCUGUGUGUAAUGGCAUGCACUUGAGAACGGGUGGAACUGGCACCAUCGCACACACAAACUCGCUCUCGUCCGCUUGAUCUCAUCGUGUUGAACGUGCCAUGCCGUACACACGCACACACACACCGUGCACGUACACCACACCCAUGCAUGCACACAUACGGGUACGCAAACAAGCAGGUGUGCCGUGUGUGUGUGUGUACGCCGCCCAUGGUCUACACGAGUGCUGUUCGUGUGAACAUGUAGUACUCCGUGUCAGUUGAUGUUGCCCUAGGAAACAGCUGGCCUGUUUGCACGAAAUGAAGCUCGCCACUGCUGAUAAUGACACACUCCUUGUAGACAGAGAUAUUGGUGGCAUUCAUGCUUGCUGCAUCCUACCUUCCUGCCAGUUGUUCUGCUCAGCGUCAUGUUGCUGGUCUGUUGGACACCAUUUGCCUGCCUGUAGUGUUCCAUUCCAGCUCGUGCUCCACCUUUGCAUUGUGCAGCACUCCUUAUAGACCGAGAUAUCAGUGGCAUCCAUGCUUGCUGCAUCCGACCUGCCUGCCAGGUGUGUCCAGCGUUGUGUCUCUGGUCUGUUCGACACUAUGUAGACAAAUUGUGUCUGUAUGUAAUGUUCCAUCCUAGCAUGUGCUCCAGCUUUGCAUUGUGCAGCUCUGCAGUGUCCAAAAUGGCUCACAUGCAGCACAGUUUAUUUUUUGACCCUGGCUUUGACAGCCAGGAGGGCUUGCUUGUUUUUGUUGUGCCAUUUGUAACUUCUCUUAACUUUCUAAUUUCUUUUACCGUGCCUCUGCAGAUGGUAGACAGCUGAUAUUCAAUUAUUUUAAACCAAGCCCCUGAAAGUGCUUCCGUUUUUUAUAAGUCCAAAUCCCGUA
Molecule: messenger RNA, 3122 nt
Organism: Sycon ciliatum
Lineage: Eukaryota; Metazoa; Porifera; Calcarea; Leucosolenida; Sycettidae
Product: ankyrin repeat and LEM domain-containing protein 2 homolog
Exons: 7
Coding region: 116-2146 (676 amino acids)
Source: RefSeq, a predicted model, not a curated record